This is a messenger RNA of Uloborus diversus, 2220 nucleotides long. RefSeq lists its product as uncharacterized. The transcript has 2 exons. The record is from RefSeq and is a predicted model, not a curated record. Bases 50 to 1624 code for a protein of 524 amino acids. NCBI's taxonomy places the organism in Eukaryota, Metazoa, Arthropoda, Arachnida, Araneae, Uloboridae.
UCAUUCUUGAUGGGACGAACUUCAGCGUAGCUUAGAUAACAUUCCCAAAAUGGAAACUUUUCACAUUUGUUGGCUUGCAAUUUUGAAAGAAGCAAACAAACAUAGAGCUUCAUUUGUAAAGAAAUCGGUUAAGGAAUUCGGGACUUCUUCAAAUUUUGAUUUGACUCCCAAUCGUCUGGAAUAUCUAUAUAAACAUGGAGCUUUGAUGAUUAAUCUUGUUGCUCAAGGUAUAUUAAAAUCGAGCCUACAGCUUCCCAAAAUUCUCGAUGCAUAUAAUCAAUUGAUUUCAAAAGAAAAUUGUAAAAUAUUUUCUCUCAGCAAUGGACCAGGUGUUGAAAUUGUGGGAUUUGUUUAUGGAUUUAAGAAACAUAUUAAUGCUAUCAAAAAUGUUUCCAUUUGUCUGGCCACUAAAUGUGAAGAAUGGAAGGCUGUUUCUGAGUCUUUACUAAGUGGAACUUUACAUUCUUCGUUCACUGAAGUGCUUGGGGAUAUAACUUUCUGUACUCCUUGUAAUUUUCAUUUUCUACCACAUGAAAUGACUGCUUUGAGUUCAGAAGUGCGUCAAAAUGUACAAUAUUGUGAUGUGGUGCUGAUGUUUAAGUCUUAUGAAUUUGCUCCUGAUAUAAAUUUAUUCAAAACAAUUUUAGAAGAAAUUCUUUCUCUCAUGAAAGAAGAUGCUCUUUUAUUUUUCUUUGAUGGAAAAACGAGAAUGAAAUUAUUUGAAAAUGUAGCUGGCUGUGGUGAAAUUUUAUAUGGACCUCAAAAAAUUAAAGUGAAAGAUAUUCCUUGUAAUGAUUCAAUUAUUAAAAUUGUCGGGCAAAAGCCGAACCAAGAAGGUAAUGUACGUUUUGCAUUAUGGAAAAAAACUGUACCUUCUAAGAAAUGCAAGGAAAUCAAGCCAACACAUGAAGCUAGUACUUCUGAAUUAUCACAAAACUUCAGUUCAUGCAAAACUGUUUUUAAUGACAGUAUACCACAAACUAAAUUAACUGCUACAACUAUUAAAGAGAGAAAUUUGCAGAAUUUCCUUUCAAAUGAAGAAAGUGGAUCUGAUAAAAGUAGAACGAUGUCUGAAAUUUCUCUCUCGAGCAAUCAUUCGACAAAUCAAAAACUUUUAAAAACUGACUCUUCCCCAAACCAAACUAUGGUCUUAAGAGUUAAUAAAGAGGAUUCAGGCUGUACAAAGAGUUCAAAAGUAUCCAAGUUGACAUGCAUUAAAGAUGUAAACUAUCAAAAAGAAAACACUGAUGAGUCUAAACUUGAUGUCAUGAUUGAACAUUGUGAAAAAAUGAUUUCUGAUUUAGAGAAGAACCUGGAAAAGCUUACUAUAAAAGCAGACUCUUCAGAGCCCUUACAUGAACACUGUUGCAUUCAUAAUAGAAAAAAUCCUCACAAUUCUUGUUGCCUAUCACAAUUGCGCGCGCCAUGCACCAUUUUGCAUUCACAAUGUUGUUGUAAUCAUUCUUGUGACCAUUAUGCAAGUCAUAAUGAACCAGUGAAACUCAAUUGUGCUCAGAGAACCUCUAUUUCUUCUGGAAAUAAUAUGCCGUAUUUAUUGAUACCUUUAGGAAAUGAAGCUUUGUUCACCGACACUGUUACUAAAUUACUGAAUAGAAACGAAUGAUCAACAAUUAUUAAUAAUAACAUUGUAAAAAAUGAUUUCUGAUUUAGAGAAGAACAUGGAAAAGCUUACUGUAUAAGUUCACCCUUCAGAGAACUUUCAUAAACACUGUUGCAUUCAUAAUAGAAAAGUUCCACACAAUUCUUAUUGCCCAGCACAUUUGCACACACCAUGCUCUAUUUAAUAUUCACAAUGUUGUUAUAAUCAUUAUUGUCAUCACUUUCCAAGUCAUAAUAACCAGUGAAAUUCAACUGUGCUCGGAAAAUCUAUAUUCUUCUGGAAAUAGUAUGCCAUAUUUGUCAAUACCUUUAGGGAAUAAAGCUUUGUUUACGAGCACUUACUAAGUUACUGAAUAGAAUCUAUUAAUUAUGUAAUGCAGAGAAAAGUCAAUGGAACAAUUUGAAUAUCUAGGCUGAUUUAUAAUGAUAAUGAAGGUUUGUUACAUUUUUUGGAUAAUUUUAUGCAGUAGCAUUUUCUACAAUGGCUUGUUGCAGAAGAUUUUUGAUAUGAUUGUUAUAUUAUUCAAAACUUUUUGUAAAGAAAAGAUACAUUUUAUUUUUUAUGACUAUUGCAUAAGACUAAAUCAAACUUUGUUGAAG